Lotus japonicus is the source of this 1152-nucleotide messenger RNA. Its product is annotated as TPD1 protein homolog 1-like. The record is from RefSeq and is a predicted model, not a curated record. The coding region runs from base 215 to 721 and encodes 168 amino acids. NCBI's taxonomy places the organism in Eukaryota, Viridiplantae, Streptophyta, Magnoliopsida, Fabales, Fabaceae. The transcript has 3 exons. Gene Ontology annotation, biological process: cell fate determination.
ACUGAGACCUCAUUCUCUCACCCAGUCUACAACAUAUAAAAGUAUGUAACCAAACAUACCAUUAUUCUUGCAUACAUAUGCAGCAUUAGUAGGGGUCCCCAACCCUACAAAUCCUCCUCUCCCUCUCCUGCAUCUUCAAAAUUCUUUCCUAAAAACACUUGAGUUUGUGCACUUGUCAAUAAGAUAAGCAAAGAAAGAUAGUCAUAUAGCAGCUAUGAAGAUGACCUUCACAAAGUCUUGUCACUUAUUCUUCCUGUGCUUCAUAGUGCCCCUUCUUGUAUUCAGUGAUGUGGAACUGCCUCAAGGUCCUAAAACUCACAUUCUGCAUGCUUUCCAUGAAGGCAGAAACGGGUCCAUAACAGUGUCAGUAAAAGCAGAAGAACAUGCACACUCCACCUCCAGCAAAAUUUGGUUGCAUGGUUCUUGCACAAAAAGAGACAUAAGUAUAUCACAAAGCAGAGGUUCUACAUCUGGAAUUCCUCAGUACAUUGUGCAGAUUGUCAACACAUGUGUUUCUGGAUGUGCUCCUCAUGACAUUCACCUCCAUUGUGGCUGGUUUGCUUCAGCAAGAAUCAUCAACCCCAGAGUGUUCAAGAGACUAUCCUAUGAUGAUUGCUUGGUCAAUGGAGGGAACCCUUUAGAAUCAAGUCAGAUCAUCAGAUUCACUUAUUCCAAUUCCUUCAUGUAUCCACUUGCAUUCAAGUCUGCUCAAUUUUGCUGAGUCCAACUCAAAAGAAGAAGAAUCAAUUAUGAAACUCAGAAGCUGGUGACUAAAGUUCGUCCUCAAAACUGAUUUUGUCUUCAAAAUCAAUUGUAGAAGAAUUUUCAAACAUGAUAUGCCAAAAAUGAUAGCUAGUCAAGUAACAACACCCUUGUUUUACCUUUAGCAGUUUGUGAGUUAGGCACAAAUUAAAGUCCCACCUUUUAUCAAAAGCUUGCAUGUUUUUGAAAAUUCUCCUGUAAUUUAUUUUUAAAGUCCAAAACAAUUCGGUGGGAGAAGCUUGGAGAGUAGUUUCUAAGUUUUAGAAUUGAUUCGAACGGAGAGAAAGGAAGUUGAUACAAACAUGCUAACAACUUGUAGCAUCUGUGUGAAAGUGAUGAAGUGGUUCCAAACAGGUUGUUUUGUCAUUUUGAUAUGUAAAUGUAUAAUGA